AUGGCCAUUCUUUUAUCCACACUUCCCAAACUUGGCAUUGCCAAUUCCAAAUCCUUCAUCUCUUUCACCUCAAAACCCAUAAACUCUACCCUCAACAACCCCACUUCCAAACGCCACCUUAUCCUCCGAACUUCUUUACUCUGCAUUGGCAUUUCCCUAACUCCUCAACUCCCACCCGCUCUAUCUUCUUCUCAACCCCCUUCUUCUUCAACCAAUUCCGUUCUUUCUAGCAUUGAAGAUACCAGUUCUUGGUUCCGAUUUUAUGGCGAUGGCUUCGCUGUUCGAGUCCCACCAGAGUUUCAAGAUGUCAUGGAACCAGAGGAUUUUAAUGCUGGAACGUCUCUUUAUGGGGAUAGGGCAAAGGAGAAGGAAGUCGUAGCACGAUUUGUAUCUUCAGAUGGAUCAGAGGCUGUGAAUGUUAUUACACGGCGGGCCAGUCAAGUUAAAAUCACCUUUUUAGAGGUUCAGGAUAUAUCUGGUUUAGGCUCCUUGAAGGAAGCAGAAAAAUUAUUUAUUCCAGGAGGGUCAACGGUUUACUCUGCAAGAUCAAUAAAAGUUCAGGAAGAAGGUGGUUUUAGGACUUACUAUUUCUAUGAAUUUGGUAAAGAUGACAUUCACUUAGCAUUGAUGGCAGGCGCAAGAGGUGGAAAGGUUAUAAUUGCUGGUGCAACUGCACCACAGGACAAGUGGGACACUGAUGAUGGUGUAAAACUUCGUUCUGCUGUUAUGUCACUGACAAUUCUGUAG
Lathyrus sativus (Indian pea) is the source of this 747-nucleotide messenger RNA. The record is from the annotation of a GenBank genome assembly. NCBI's taxonomy places the organism in Eukaryota, Viridiplantae, Streptophyta, Magnoliopsida, Fabales, Fabaceae.